CGGGAGCGGGGCCCGGGGCGGCCGGGAAGAGGAAGCAGAGCGCGCUCCAGCUGUGAGGGGAGGGCACGGAACAGCUGGGCCGUGGGUCCGCGCUGUCCUCCCCAGCUCCGGGGCCAGGGAGCCUCGGGAGACCUUUCACAGCGGCGGCACCGGAUCCCCAGGCACGACUAGCAGGCCUAUUGAAUGCCACGAGGAAACCAGUAGGAGCCAAGGACUUGAAAACAAUGCUGAAGGGGAGUCUGUCCAGUCAUUGCUUUUGGAAUGGGAUAAUCCUGUUUUUGUUCCCUGCCCAGAGAUUGCAGUUGAUGUGACCAGUGGUCAGGCCGACAGUCUGGCUGUGAAAAUUCACAAUAUCUUGUAUCCUUACCGUUUCACCAAAGACAUGGUUCAUUCAAUGCAGGUUCUUCAGCAAGUGGACAAUAAAUUUAUCGCUUGUUUAAUUAACACUAGGAAUGGAAUGGAAAAAAAGGCAGAUGGAAACCUCUUGAUUUUGGUGGACCAACAUGCAGCUCAUGAACGGAUCCGCUUGGAGCAGCUGAUUGCAGAUUCCUAUGAGAAGGAAGCUGCAGCAUGUGGCAAGAAGAAAAUACUGUCGUCCUCCAUCUCUCCCCCUUUAGAGAUUGAAGUUACAGAAGAGCAAAGAAGAUUUCUACGAUGCUGCUACAAAAAUUUGCAGGACUUGGGUCUUGAAUUAUCAUUUCCUGAGACAAACAGCUCCUUGAUUCUUGUGAGGAAAGUGCCAAUGUGCUUUAUAGAAAGAGAAGCCAAUGAAUUACGACGCAAAAGACAGCCUAUCACUAAAAGUAUUGUGGAGGAGCUUAUUCAAGAACAAGUUGAGCUAGUGCAGACCACAAGAGGAGGAGCAAGAGGGACACUGCCUCUGACGUUUCUGAAAGUGUUGGCUUCACAGGCCUGUCAUGGAGCUAUUAAGUUUAAUGAGCAUUUGACUUUGGAGGAGAGCUGCAGGCUUAUUGAAGCUUUGUCAUCUUGUAAGCUACCCUUCCAGUGUGCUCAUGGAAGGCCUUCAAUGCUGCCUCUUGCAGACAUAGACCAUCUACAGCAGGAAAAACAGCCUAAACCUAAUUUGACUAGACUGAGGAAGAUGGCACGAGCAUGGCAGCUAUUUGGAAAAAAAAAAGAACCUAUUUAAAAAAAGUUAAGAAUGUGAACUGCAACCACUAGAAGCACUGGUAUGAUCCAUGAGUCCUGUUGUUAGACUACAAUAUCCUGUAUGGAGCCAAGUUCUAAGCCAGUGCAGUCACCAAAGCUCUCCUCCAACUACUGACCAAAGUGACCAGCCAGGAGAACAUGGCAGGAGGAGCCCGCCCUUGGAGCCUGGAGAAGCAUCUUCAACAUAAUGGAAUAGUGCUGUAAGUCUGGGCCCUAUGUCAGUGCUGGACUGUUUGGUACAAGGAGUUGCAGCCACUUGCAGUUACUAAGGCAAAGCACUUCUUUUCUGCAAGCACAGCAUAAUUCUGCAUAAUAGAGAGGGGAAUUUUAAUUAGUGUAUUUUACCAUACUUUGAAAAUUGGAAGGUAUUUCUUAAUAAAGUUCACACUAAACUCA
This is a messenger RNA of Poecile atricapillus (Black-capped chickadee), 1566 nucleotides long. Its product is annotated as DNA mismatch repair protein Mlh3-like. The record is from RefSeq and is a predicted model, not a curated record. Gene Ontology annotation, biological process: mismatch repair. Lineage: Eukaryota; Metazoa; Chordata; Aves; Passeriformes; Paridae. The transcript has 11 exons. Gene Ontology annotation, molecular function: ATP hydrolysis activity; ATP-dependent DNA damage sensor activity; ATP binding. Bases 383 to 1150 code for a protein of 255 amino acids. Gene Ontology annotation, cellular component: mismatch repair complex.